Messenger RNA from Adineta ricciae, 1788 nucleotides. NCBI's taxonomy places the organism in Eukaryota, Metazoa, Rotifera, Eurotatoria, Adinetida, Adinetidae. The record is from the annotation of a GenBank genome assembly.
AUGGUUUAUUUGGUAGAAGAAUCUAAUCAAGUUAUCGAAGGAAAAUCAGCGAUCGUCGAAUCAAAAUCGUUUUCAAGUAUACCAUCCAACGACACGGAACAGGAGUUAUCUGAUAUAUUCUCCGAUACGAUGAAUAUCAAAACACCCGAACGAGUAAUUUUUGUGAAAGAUUCGAAACCAUUAGCGAGACGGAGUGUUCUUUAUUUGGGUGCAGCGAUUCCCGCUGCGGCUGCCAGUGGUAUCGAUUCGAUACAAGAACCAUUGUCCAAACGAUAUCCAAUCAAUGGGGAAGAACAUGCUUGUGGCAUUGAGGCUUGGCUGUCGAUCGAUGAAAAUGGUUUACAGAUACAAUUUCGUGAUGAUCCAUCGAUGAUGGUCUACUAUCCACUUCGUUCGCUUGUUUAUUGUGCUGGUGUACGUUAUGUGAAGCACAGCAAGUCCAAUGGGCGAUCAUCGAAUGGUUAUCGAUUCGUCUCGUUAGAAGAUCCCGAGACAGAUCUGAUUCAAAACGCUCGAAAUCCGCCAAUAUUUGCGGUAACUCUUCAACGGACACGGCAUUUGCCUGUAAAUGAAUGUCACUGCUUCGUCACCAAAACGAAAAGUGCUGCUUUGGAACUAGUCGAAGCUUGUUUUGAUGCUUAUCAAAGCACUAAUUCUGACCAAGACCUUUCGAAAACACCUCUCUAUUUCAAAAUUAGCGAUGACGGUACAACAAUGAAAGAAACGGAUCGUGGAAUUUACAUCGUACCAGCAUCUGACCGAGAAAGACUGUUCAAUUACCAAUGUAGCCGAGAAGCUGACGGAUUCUUCUACAAAACAGAUAAAGUUUUAAUUAAAUGUUGGGAAUUAUCUGAGCAUCGCGGGUCGGCAGAUCGUCACACACUAAGUGAACAUUCAUCAAGUUCACGCUCAUCGCACUACUCACAUCAACAUGAUAAUAAGACAACAGUUCCCAAGAAGCAACAAGCAGUACCGCAAUCUCCAUCUUCAGGUCAUUCAAACGAACAGUCGGUCACGAAACAUACUGAUCCCGACAACCCAAUUGCUAAUUCUUCACGUGUUCAACGUAUCAAAGAUCCAAAUUCAGGUCGAGAUGUGUACGUACGAUGGAUGAAUAACAUGCCAUCUAUUCCAGAACAGUUAACACAAGCAUCCAGUUUUGAGACUGUUGCAAACUCUCUUUCGGAAGAUGCAAUUCAAAAGCAGCUAUCCGCAGAAAUUGUUCGGUUAGCACUGGUAACGACACCUCAAAAACCAUCGAUCACUUAUGAAAAUAAACCAUCUAUCGAACCACCCAAACACGAUAAGAAAAAAUCAUCGAAGAAAAAACAUCGAAAGCAUAAACAUCAAAAUCCUCCACCUAACGACGAUCGCUCGAAACGAAAAACUUCAACAAAAAAAUCUAAACAACAUCGAUCUCGAUACGAUGAAACAUACUAUCCUUCGCCUACAAGCAAUCUGCAGCAAAAUUAUCCAACACCACCUGUUCCUCUUCCUCAGCAAGACUACUCCAAAGCUUCUUAUCCACAACAAUACUAUUCGAAUUCUUCCUAUGUUCAACCGGACCAUAAGCAACCGAUCUACCCUCAACCAUCGUUCUCUUCCGCUUCCUUUCCUGCGAAGCCUUCCUAUACGCCACAAAUAUUUUCAUAUCCAAUCGAUCCUAGUACUUCAUUCAGUGGAAAACCUCUUCCACAAACAGCCUCGUAUCUAUAUCAUACCCUGCAACCGUAUUUAAAUUCGAGUAAUUCGAAUUCAACAACGCCAUAUUGGUUUUAUACGAUGUAA